CGACGAUCGCCUGGCGACGCUCCAAGCCACACAGACGACAAACGCAACUUCAGCUUGGCACACGCGCCUCGGCAUCGAUCUCGAUCACCCUUCCCCGGUCACAAUAGCAAGGAAAUUAAGCGGCUUUGUUCCGCCCCGCCAGCAGAUGAUGCUGGUUGCUGGAAGGGCCGCGACCACUGGACCUUAAGAUGAAUAGUCCACACGUCUCGGAUUCAGUCGGUCCUCGAUGGUGAGGCAUUCAUCAAGGAAAACUAGAUUCCCCCGUCAACUGGCAAACUUCUAGUGCACUAAAAAUAGUGUCCACCGGCAGGUAAGGCUACUGCACUGAUUACCGAGCCAUCGAGCCGCAGAGCGUCACAAGCACAAGAGGAAAGAGGAAAGAAGAAAUUCCAGAGCCAGAGCCAGAGCGAUCGCGUUCAUUGCCGUCAGCGGACGUCGAAAUCGGCUUAGGCGAUGACUGAUCAAAUGCUGAGUGCAGCCUCCGGCCAGCCACCGCCACCUGCCCUGGUGGCCCUCCCCGUCUCAACGCCCGGGUCCUACCUCAACGGUGCACCCGAGGGCGAUGUCGAGCCCGUGGAGCAGCCGGUGUUGUUGGAGCUCGGGGCCCCACAGUCGAGCCACAUCCCCAUCAGUCUCAACUACACGCUGUCCCCCGAUGGUGGCGGUAUGCUGGCCUAUGCCACACAUCAGCAGCCCCCGCAUGGCUGCCUCCCCUAUUCGCCCACCCUGAUGAGCAGCUACGAGAAGGAAUCCUCCGGAAUGGGCAUGAUGCAGUCAACGAUGGCUCAUCCGCCCUACAGCAUCAUUCCGCAGCCGGUGUCGAUGUGGCACGCCGGUCAGGUACCCGCCCCCCCUCUAUCUAGCCAUAUGGAGACCAAGCCCAACGAGCUGGUUCCUCCGCCCAUGUACAUGACCUACGGUGGCGGGAGCAUCGCCAGCAGCACCGAGGUGGAGAUCUCAAAGGAGCACAAUCCCGCCUGGCGGGAGAAGGCUCUGCAGAUGGAGAAGGAUUACAGGCGCACGGCCUGCGAUCGGGAGCGCACCAGGAUGCGGGACAUGAACAGAGCCUUCGAUCUGCUGCGCUCCAAGCUGCCCAUCUCCAAGCCCAAUGGCAAAAAGUACUCCAAAAUCGAGAGCUUAAGGAUUGCCAUCAACUAUAUCAAUCACCUCCAGGCGAUGCUGCGCGACAAUUCGACGCAAAAUGAAAGCGUCUGUUGCACUUGGAGCGGAGGCAGCAGUUCUCCUUACGAUCAAGGCCACGACCAGUGGGGAGCGUAGGCGAAGAAUCGUUGUGAAAAGUUUGCCAAAGAACCAAGUCUUGACCAGUGUCGCCAGCUUUGCUACAUCCGUAUUUCUGGAAACGACAAAUCGAUUUUAAUAGGUGGGUAGACGUAGACCCACCCCGUCCUUAUUAGUGUAAUACAUAUCUAUAAUAAAUAAAAGUUAUUACUGUUAAGAACGUGUCUUUUGCGGCAUCCCGAACAGCAGGAGAUCUGCAGAGUGUAAACAAAUCAAAUCGCGCGCCAUUGCACAGUGUCGCCAUCUGGCAGUUGUGUAGUAAAAAUGUAGAGUUGGAAAAAUUCUGACAACUCGACAAUUUUAAAUUGAAAAUUUUCCGUUCGAGAUCACAUUUGAUUUAUAAAUUAAACAAUUCCGGCACUCUUGUCUUUUUAGGCUAUAUAUAUUUAACUUUACUGUUUAACAUUUGAAUUUUGGUAAUUUACAUAUUGAUGAAUAGUUUGAUAGAGGGCUGACCUGACUGGCGAGUAUGUUAUCUGUUAUAUAUAUAAACCUAAAAAGUACAACAAACAAGGAAGAUUUAACAAAUUACUAUGGAA
Drosophila pseudoobscura is the source of this 1838-nucleotide messenger RNA. RefSeq names its product salivary gland-expressed bHLH (gene sage). Gene Ontology annotation, molecular function: RNA polymerase II cis-regulatory region sequence-specific DNA binding; protein dimerization activity; DNA-binding transcription factor activity, RNA polymerase II-specific. NCBI's taxonomy places the organism in Eukaryota, Metazoa, Arthropoda, Insecta, Diptera, Drosophilidae. Gene Ontology annotation, biological process: mesoderm formation; regulation of transcription by RNA polymerase II. The coding region runs from base 454 to 1278 and encodes 274 amino acids. The record is from RefSeq and is a predicted model, not a curated record. The transcript has 3 exons. Gene Ontology annotation, cellular component: nucleus.